Funneliformis caledonium is the source of this 560-nucleotide messenger RNA. NCBI's taxonomy places the organism in Eukaryota, Fungi, Glomeromycota, Glomeromycetes, Glomerales, Glomeraceae. The record is from the annotation of a GenBank genome assembly.
UUCAAAUUAAGAAUAAAAUGCGUGCCUACUUUUACGACAAUAAAGACUAUGACCCUCGAGAACCUCACGAACAGGUGCCUUUAACACCUGUUACUCCUGAAGAACUCCGAAACUUGGGAGUUCUUUACUGGCACUUGGACGGGGACGAUAAUCUUGCUCAAUUAGACAAGAUAGCAAAAGAUAGGAAAUAUAAAAAUCGCGAUGAGCUUACUUGUUCCAAGGAAGGGUUGGGUGAUUUGUAUGAAAAAAAAUUGAAAAUUUUUUUCGAAGAACAUCUUCAUGAAGAUGAAGAAAUUCGGUAUAUUAUUGAUGGUUCAGGCUAUUUUGAUGUUCGCGAUCUGUUGGAUCGAUGGAUCCGCAUUGCUGUAACAAAGGGUGAUUUGAUUGUUUUGCCUGCGGGUAUCUAUCAUCGGUUCACUCUUGACACCAAUGAUUAUUUAAAAGUUAUACGAUUAUUCAAGGAAGAACCAAAGUGGACACCCAUUAAUCGUCCAGCUGAUGAUAACAAAUACCGUUUAGCAUAUUUGCAAUCACUUAGAGAUUCUGGAUUGUACAAAUAA